Molecule: messenger RNA, 872 nt
Organism: Fonticula alba
Lineage: Eukaryota; Rotosphaerida; Fonticulaceae
Exons: 3
Coding region: 67-759 (230 amino acids)
Biological process (GO): translation; negative regulation of translation
Cellular component (GO): mitochondrial large ribosomal subunit; ribosome
Molecular function (GO): mRNA binding; structural constituent of ribosome
Source: RefSeq, a predicted model, not a curated record
CCCACCUCCUCCCGCUGCUCCCCUCUGCCUCCUGCUUCUCGGGGACCGCCGCCACCUCGCUAGACCAUGGUUUACCGUGCUAACUCCGCCACCCACCUGCGCGUGUGGCAUCACAUCGAUGCGACCGGCCAGAGGAUGGGUCGCGUGGCCACGCAGGUCGCCAAGGUUCUCAUGGGCAAGGGCAAGCCCACCUACCACCCGGCCGCUGACUCCGGCGACUACGUCGUUAUCACCAAUGCCGCGCGCUUCGAGCUGACCGGCAAGAAGCUCCAGCAGCGCGUGCACCGCUACCACACCGGCUACCCCGGCGGCCUGAAGGAGGUCCCCAUCAAGAAGACCAUGGAAACCCAGCCGGAUGUGGUCUUCCGCCGGGCGGUGUCCGGCAUGCUGCCGAAGAACAACCUGCGGCCGCGCAUGCUGCGCCGCCUGCGCAUCGAGAAUGGCGCGAGCUCCCCCUUCGUGGCGAAUGCCCUGCGCUCGGGCCCGGGUGCGGACAUCGUCCUCGAGACGCCGACUCUGCCGGCCGGCGCGGCCCCGCGCACCGUCCUCCAGGCCGUCCGCGAGUCGGAGCGCCCGCUGAGCCAGCUGCGGCGCGUGGUCGCCGCCACCAGCACCGGCAAGGCCGCCCCCACCGAGGCCGAGCUUCUGACGGCCCAGGUCCGCGACCGUAUGGCCCAGCUGCAGCUGGCUCUGCACAAGUCCGGUCCGAACAAGAGCAACUACAAGACCAAGACCUACCAGAAGACCGGCAAGCACUAAAUGCGCGACAUAUGUGUGCUCCCGGGUCUCCCCUUCUUCCUCGAGCGCAUGCGACCGAGCCGCCGUUCCUUUCGCCCCUGCCCCCCUCCCUCCCCCUCCCCCCUCCCCCUCAC